Morus notabilis is the source of this 2514-nucleotide messenger RNA. Its product is annotated as cation/H(+) antiporter 15. Gene Ontology annotation, cellular component: membrane; endomembrane system. Bases 1 to 2514 code for a protein of 837 amino acids. The record is from RefSeq and is a predicted model, not a curated record. NCBI's taxonomy places the organism in Eukaryota, Viridiplantae, Streptophyta, Magnoliopsida, Rosales, Moraceae. The transcript has 4 exons. Gene Ontology annotation, biological process: regulation of pH; proton transmembrane transport. Gene Ontology annotation, molecular function: antiporter activity.
AUGUGCUACAAACAAACGCUGCUCAGAAAGGAAGGGCUUUGGAGGGCAGAAAACGCCACCAGUUUACUAAUACCAACAUUCUUAUCUCAAUUGGUUCUCAUCAUUUCCAUUAAUCACCUUCUCAUGUUCGCCUUCAGGCCUCUACGUCUUCCUCGCAUUACCGCCGAGAUACUUGGUGGUGUAAUAUUAGGUGCAGGUGGAGUUGCCGGCACAAUGUUUGGCAAAGAUUACCUAUUUCCAUACAGAGCCAUAAUGACAUUAGAGACUGUGGCCAACUUAGGGUUACUCUAUUAUAUGCUCCUGCUUGGACUUGAAGUUGACCUCAAACCAGUAAUACAAGCCCCAAAAAAGGCCUUCACCAUUGCCCUAUCCGGCCUCCUCCUUACCUUCCCGGUCGGCGUCGCCUUGCACUACAUGGUCGUCGAGAAUUUUACGGUCGCCACCGACGGUUUGCCAACUAGAUACGGGCCGCUCUUUUGGGGCAUUGCCCUCUCCACCACUAAUUUCCCCGAGCUCGCACAAAUCCUCAUCGACCUCAAACUCCUCCGCUCUGAGGUGGGGCGCACCGCGCUUUCCGCCGCCGUCAUGACCGACCUCACCUCAUGGCUCCUCUUCGUCGUAUGCAUGGCCGUCAUCAACACCGGCCACGUCUACACCCUAGUGCUCGGCGGGGACUUCGUGGUUCUCUCCCUCUUUGUCUUCCGGCCGGCUCUCUCGUGGGCUGUCGGCCUAACAAACCAGCGCAUUGUCGAGGGCGGAAGCGGCUACAACGACUACCACAUAAGCUUCAUCUUAGCUCUUGCCGUCGCCUUCGGGUACGUGACUGACGCCUGCGGGUGUCACUCGAUUCUCGGGGGUUUCAUGUUGGGGGUGAUCAUGCCUAAGGGAGAGCUCAAGGAGAAGUUGAUGGAGAAAGUGGAGGACUUUGUUUUAGGGCUUAUGAUGCCAUUAUUCUUCAUUGUUGUUGGGCUGAGGACAAACCAUUUGCUAGUGUUUGGAGGGCAGUUUGGAAUCGGGAAGAUUAUCGGGGUUUUGGGUUUGGCUUUUGUGGCUAAAAUAGCCAGCACUUUCCUUGCGGCUGUUUUCUUCAACAAAAUGAAGUUCAGAGAUAGUUUGGCUCUGGGGUUGCUCAUGAACACCAAAGGAUUACUAACAUUGAUUGUUAUUAGCUCCGCCAGGGACAUAAAGGUUUUGAACAACCAAACUUUUACUAUCCUCAUCACUGCGCUUUGGUUGAUGACUGCAGCCGUCGGACCAAUUCUAUCCUUCGCUUACAAGUCCGGCAAACCCUCCGGCGAAUACAAGCGAAGCUGCGUGACAAGCGUAGAACCUCAUGAGUCGGAGCUCCGAAUCCUCACAUGCUCUCACUCCUCGCAAGAAGUGACCGGCAUUGCUAACCUCCUCGAUGCCUCCAACCCCACCAAGGAAUCUCCGAUCUCCGUCUUCGCCCUCCAUCUAGUCGAGCACGUUGGUCGCGCCUCCGCAAUGCUAAUAGUCCACAAUGCCUGUAGGAUCGACGAGACCGGAGGCGACAAAGAUGAUGACUCAUCCGCUGUUGCUGCCACCUCAGCCUUCAACGACCUGAAAAAUGGUAAGGAAUUAGGCUCACUCUUCAUUCACCCGCUUACCGUGGUCUCGUCCUUUGCCACAAUGCACGAGGAUAUCUGCAGCUUAGCGGAGGAGAAGCAAACCAACCUCAUAAUCCUCCCCUUUCACCUCAAGCCCACCACUGACGGAGGCGUGGAGAGCACAAAGGGAAACCCUUUUCGUAUCAUGAACAAGCACGUUUUGGAGAACUCGCCAUGCUCGGUGGCAGUGUUGGUGGACCGCGGCCACCGACCACCAACGGUGCUUGCCAAGUUAGACAAUCAGGGCCACCUCUGCCGCCACUUCUUCGUGAUCUUCAUUGGUGGACCAGACGACCGCGAGGCAUUGGCCUACGCUCAAAGAAUGUCUGGAAACCCUAACAUCGGCUUAACAGUCACCCGGUUUUCCUUAGAUAAUGAAAAUCAUGUCGAAUUAAGUACCGAUGAUGAAGAAAAAGAAGAGAAAUUACUAGAUAAUCAAUGUCUCGAGGAGUUUCGCCGUGAGACAAAGAACAACUCAGCGGUGAAGCUGAGAGAUGUCGUAGUAAGAAGCUGGGACGAGAUAGUGAAAGUGAUCAUAGACAUGGAAGGCGACGAGUACGACCUUAUAAUAGGCGUGUUGCCUAUCACUGCAGGCUCGUUAGAAUGGAGUGAGUUUCCGGAAUUUGGUGCCUUGGGAGACACCUUGGUGUGCUCGAGUUUCGCAGCGAAUGCUUGGAUUCUUGUAGUACAGCAAGGUGGCAGCUGCGACAGUAACAGUGAUACCGGUUGCGGUGGUGGUAGCAAUGACGGCGCUUCCGCCUCCAAUCAGCGUGUGGAGAAUAACAGUACAUUGAGUGAGCAUUUUGGCCCUACGACAUGGGAACCAACCCAAAUUGAAAAGCCUGAUUUGGCGUCCUUUGUUUCUCGUGGCACCAGGUCUUUUUGA